AUGUCCGUGCCGUCGGUUACGCUGAACGAUGGCCACAAAAUGCCGCUUCUUGGCCUUGGAACUUGGCAAAGUGAGCCUGGAGAGGUUGGUUAGAUGUAUUUUAUUUCUUAAAGCGUUCUUUUUUAAUUUUUUUCUCGAUUUUUUAUGAACAGAAAUGUUUUUUUCGUCGGGAACUUUUUUAGGAUAUUUUCUGCUCCUUUAAACAUUGCAGCUAUUGACCUAUUGACACGACACAGCUUCGUAUUGAAAACAGGAAAAUCGAUUUUUAACGUUAUCUGAAGGCGUUAAAGUUUACAGGGAAAUAUCGCGAGUGAGUAUUUUUUGAGAAAAAAUUUCAAAAAGCUCUUUUACGCAACAAAUCAAAAACUUUUUGAAGUUUUUUUAGAACCGAAAGAAAAGCUAGUUUUAGUGGCAAUCAUGGGAAUCUGUGCAGAGUUUUUAUAGGAGCUUUUAAGAUAGUUAAGACAUUUUUGCGCAACUUUUAUGAGCGUGAAAAAACGAAGAUCUACCCAAUUCAUCAAAAAUUGUUCAAUUUUUCACUUUUUGAACCCUCUGAUUUUCACAUUCAGGUGGGUAAGGCUGUAAAAACUGCGCUGGAAUUGGGCUAUCGGCAUAUCGAUUGCGCCUACGCCUACUUGAAUCAAAAAGAAAUUGGUGAUGUUUUGCAAAAAGUCUUUGCUGAAGGAAAGAUCAAGGUAUAAAACUAGCAAAGUUUCAAAAUACGAUGAUUAAUUUAAUAAAGAGAGAAGACGUCUUCAUCACCUCCAAAGUUUGGAACACGUUCCAUUCCUAUGAGAAGGCCAAGGUUUUUCGGAAUGCCAAAAAUAGAUAACUUUUGAAAAAUAGGAAAACAUCGCCACAAUUCUCUCAGAGCUGCAGUUGGACUACAUAGAUUUGAUUUUGAUCCACUGGCCUAUGGGCUACGCGGAAGGCGCUGAAAUAUUCCCUAAGGUGAUAAAAUUUAAACUGCUAAAAAAUAAUAAAUGUUUAGACUGAGGAUGGCAAGAAAAUGCGCUACUCCGACGUCGAUUAUUUGGAGACGUGGAAGGCGGCCGAGGAAGCCAAAAAAUCAGGAAAGGUUGGUGGAGUCACUUGAUUUUCUAAGGUUUUUAAAGGAGUAUGGGCGAAAUUUUUAAAGGUUCCAUGGCGAAAAUUUUUCCAGUUAUCACUGAAAUUCCGAUGAAAUUUCGGAAACCCUAUAGAGACUUUCUGAACAGUUUGAAAGCUGGAAUAUAAAAAUAAGAUAGAAAAAUAGCCAAAAAGUCGAGAAAAUUCAGGAUUAUUUAAAGAGCAUAGACGAGUUUCGUAAAGGUCUAACGGAGAAAAUUUUUCUGUUUUUCGACGAUUUUGAAAAAAAUUUCAAGUCUCUAGAAGGAAUUUCAGAACGGAUUGAAGGUUGACAACUCAAAAAAAAUAUUUAGGUCCGAUCCAUCGGAAUUUCCAACUUCAAUCAUCUUCAAAUCGACCGCCUUUUGGAUAACUCCACUAUCAAGCCAAGUGUGUUGCAGGUAUAAUCCAUCUUGGGCAUUUUUUGAAAGUUGAAAAAAACUAUUUAGAUCGAACUGAGUCCCUAUCUGACCCAGAAAAAGAUUCGCGAUUAUUGCGAUUCGAAGAACAUCUUCAUCACUGCUUACAGGUUUGCUUUUCUAUAUGAAAAACUUCCUGAAGUAAAUAUUGGCAAAAAAAAAAUAGCUUGAAAUUUUCGAUUUUUCAUUUUAUUGGAGCUUCCUCAUAGGAAAAGUCAGAAAGAGUGGGAAAAGGCUCCAUAGAAAUGUUCCUUUUAGGUUGACAAAGGCUCCUUUUUUGUUGCCCUUUUGCGACAUUUCACCUUUUCCCACCAUUUCUUUAGCCUUUAGUUCCAGAAAAAAAUAGCUCGAUAAAGAGACCCUUUUUGCUGCUUUUGGCCGACUCUGCCCGAGUUUUCCUUUGAUUGAUGCUAGGAAAAAUGAAUAAUUGAAUGUUUUUCAGUCCAUUCGGCAACCCGGGAUCUUCGAUGUUCCGCAAGUCCGGCGAUCCUUGCGUUCUCAAUGACGAAACGAUCAAGAAAAUCGCUGAAAAGCAUGGAAAGGUAAAUUUAAUUUUCAGUUUGUUAACGACUGUCUGAAGGGGAAUUCUUGAAGGAAAAUUAGAAACCAAGGGGUUUUUUUUGAAUCUCAGUUUUUUUUUUUGAAUUUCUGCCGUAAAGUCUCAAUUUCCAAGGCUCCAUAAGUCUAAGUUCGAAUCCUUGAAACUAGAGAGCACUGGCAAACAAGAGGGCGGUUAGAGAAAACAAGCCCGCCCUCUCAUUUUCGAGCGAUCUCUAACUUUCGAAGAUAAGAUUUUAGACUCGCCUUCAUGAUGCAUCUAACACGGAGCUUUAAAAAAUUAUAAAGGUACCAAAAAAAAAGUUGAAAAUUUUCGAGACCAGAAAAAAGACUAUGAACUCAACCUGAGACACUGAUUUUCUACACUUUGAGAGUCCCUAAGUUUUUUCACAAGCUUCGAGGGUAGCUUUUGAGACCAGAUUUGGAGUCAGCGUAAAAAACUACGUCUAGUGAACUAGAUCUCAUUCAGAAGUCCCACUGUGCGCUCAGAACUUUCCUUAGUAGGAUUAAGUCUGGAAAAUCUGUGAAAAUUUUGAUAGGCCACUUUAGGGUUUUGGUCUUUUAAUGGCUCUAUAGUAGUCGUAUUAGUGGUAACUCAAGUGGCUAAAAAUUAGUGGCCUCUUCAGGAGUCUCGGUGUUACUACUAGAUCGCUGAAAACUAUUGCAGUACUGAGUGUAAGACGCAAGAUCGUGGCUUCUAUAGAGCUGUUUCGAGUGGCCACUUUAGAGUCCUCUCUAAGUGACCUUGAGGAAUCUCUUGAGGGGCCACUACAGUUUUUUUUAACUGUUAGUUGUUAAAAAAUGAAAUUGAGUUUCUGUUCAAUACUUAGGGUCCGCAAGCCAUUUCUUCAGAACGAUUCAAAAAAAUAUGUUUUUUUACAUUGUUCGAUAGAGGAGACUGUCCAUUUUCAUAAUCCGUUUAGUUUUUUAAAAAAAGGUCCACUAAGAAAAAAGUUAUGGCCAAAAAACGAGCGCGCGCGGCGUACAACUGGAGGCAAAAUCUCACGGUUUACCCGCUGCCGCACGCUUUCUUUUAAAAUGUUUUUGCGCAUUUCUGAACCGUUUUCGAAUCGGUUUUCUGUUCUGAGAGGUUGUCCGAACUGAGCUUAACGUUUUGGCAUAAAUCUUUUUGUACAAUCCUCAUAAGAAUUUUUUUGAUAAAAUAUCAAAAAAACUACUUAGAAAAAAAGGUCAGAAGGAAUUUUUCAGCUUAUUUUUUUCUUUUUUUCUAAUCAGAAAAAAAUUAUUAUCAUUCGAUUUGAAAAAGAAAAAAAUGAAAAAAAUAAUGUUAUUUCGAAAUAAAACAGGAAAAUGUGUAAUUUGACUCCAAAAAACGGCUCCUGCAACAUUUAAAAAGGGCGCAUCGGUGUGUUUGACGCAUACACAGCUACGAAUGCUUGCACGAAUUCUUCCAAAAUUUCAAAAAAAAUUGCCAUUUUUUCGAGGUUUUCAAAGCCGUUAUUUUUUUCGCGUCGUUUGAUUUUUUUCAUAAUUUUUUCAUUGAUGGAGUUUUUGAACGCUUAAUAACAUAAUCAAAAAAAAUAUAGACGCGAUCCUAUUCUCUCAUGCGUCAACGAGGCAGACGAAAAAAAGGAGGUUUUGGUAAAAUUCAAAUAUAAUUUAAUUCGCUGUCCCAAUAAUUAUUUUUCAUUCUAAAUUUUCAUUUUUUUGAACACAUUGUGAGUUUUUUUAAUCAAAUAAAAAGUAUACCUUGUCGCUGAAAUUUUUUUCGCAUUUCAGCUUCAAAGUUUGGUGUCACUUUACAAGCUUCGAUUUUUUUCGCGUCGUUAGAUUUUUUAAAUUUCCACUCAAAAAAAUAAAGAAAGUGUUAAUAAGUAACAUACUCAAAAUUUGGAAGCGAUCCUCACUUGGUUUUUCUGAAACGCGACGAUUUUUGUGAAAACUUGUCAGUUUUUUUCGUGUUAAAUCUUACUUUUUUUCGCUUAUUUUUUUGAAAAAAACAUAGUUUUUUUAAAAUAUUCAGUCUUGUAGAGCGUUGUCGAUUACAUAGAUUAACAGAAACAGUUCAUUUUUAAAGUGGGACUUUAGCUAGUAUAAACGCCUCAAAACCGUUUUUGCAACAAAAAAAUCGUCAUUUUGGUGGCGGGAAGGGGCGGGGCUUUGCGCCCCCUAUCAAUACUCUUCAAAAUUUCAGACGAAUGCUCAAAUCGUCCUCCGCUGGAUCACCCAGCACAACAUCAUCGCCAUUCCAAAGUCCACGUCUGCUGGUUUCUUAAAACUAUAAUACCUUUAAAAAAAAUGAUUAAUUUUCAGAGAGACUUUCUCAAAACUUUAACGUAUUCGACGUCGAGCUCUCCAACGAGGAGAUGAACGCCAUCGACGGCCUCAACAAAAAUUGGCGUCUCGUAGACAUCAAGGAACGAGAUGGCGACCAUCCGCAUUUCCCAUUCAACGAAGAAUAUUGA
Messenger RNA from Caenorhabditis auriculariae, 4510 nucleotides. The record is from the annotation of a GenBank genome assembly. NCBI's taxonomy places the organism in Eukaryota, Metazoa, Nematoda, Chromadorea, Rhabditida, Rhabditidae.